Messenger RNA from Symbiodinium necroappetens, 333 nucleotides. The record is from the annotation of a GenBank genome assembly. NCBI's taxonomy places the organism in Eukaryota, Dinophyceae, Suessiales, Symbiodiniaceae.
AUGAGCGGGGAGCGAGAACGACUGGAGACAGUCUUGGAGGAUGCCUGGAGAAGCUUUCGGUCACAGAUCCUCGAGGCUUUGAUUGAGUACGACGGAUCCGAACUUGUGAUCUCGCCACAAUUGGACAAUGUCGAUCAGGACGGUGAAGGCCUUGCAGACGCAGACGACGGCGAUAGCGUCGGCCAGGCGAUCUCGACGGUGCCAUCCUUGCCAAAAAUCGGUGAUGACCGCGGCCAGAUUCAAGCAUUGGAGGCUCGCAGCCCAAGCCUUAUCGACGGAGUGCCACUGCAGGACUCGGAAAUGGCAUCCCGGCUGCAUGGACUGCACAACUAG